UCUGUGCAUUUAAAAGGAAGCUGCGCAAGGGUUGCGCCAUGGAACCGGUUCGCGGCACUUUCUCAAUCGAAGAGCCAUCAUCAAAUCCAUCAACAUUGUCCGCAGUGCCAGAUGAAGACUUGUUCGAUUUGAGGCGGAUCAAGAUGAGCAUGGUCAUCACGUUGAUUGUGAUGAUCCCCAUCUCGGUGGCUUAUGGCUUCAUGAACAUGAACUGUGGCGAUGCGGGUCUGAAAGCCUUGAAACAGGAGGAGCAUCUGCACGUGAUCGAUGAUUUGGACAGGCUGAACAAGUUUCAAUCUCUCUACGGGCUGGAGUCGUUGCCGAAGGUUUGCGAGCCCUUGCUGGGGCAGAUCGUCGAGGUCACUGCUGCCAGUCUUGGCGACUACGGAUACUACUAUGUGUCUGUGCGCUCUCCUGGGUCAACGACUUCCGAGUGUCACAUGGCACCGCCCUGUUUGACAGAGCUAUGGUGCGGAAGGGGUGCCAUGAUACCUACGAACUUGGGCAUGAUGCUGGCAGUGAUUGUUGCCAUCUUCGUCCUUGUCCUUGGAAUUCUCGACUUGAAGCACCAAUACUUCAGACAACAGCAAAUCCUGGAGAGCCUUGGCAACAACACAGCCCAGAUCUAUCGUAUGAUCGUGUCUGGCCGGGCAGCUCGACAUUUGACCCAUGUCACUUAUGGCCCCAACAGUCUUUUGCGAUGGAUGGCAUUCAAAAACUGUCCGUGGGUCGAGUUGGCCUUCCUCGUGAUCUUUUACCUUAUCAUUGUUGUAAAUCCAAAUGUGCGAAUGACCGUAGUCAUUGAAUUCAGCCCAAUGCUCACGGCAAUUAUUCCCUUUGCCUCUAUUUUGUGUCUCCGCUUCGGCCUAUGGAUUUUCUGUGUCAUCAAGUACUCCAGAAGGGCAGCUGCUGAGCAAACCUUUGACAUCGCUUUCUGCACGGUCCCGGAGAAUCACGCGGUUUGUGUCAUUUACAGGCGGUUCAUCUAUUGGUUUUGUAACAUUGGCAAUCUCCCACUGGGCCAGCCUCCUCCCAACAUGAACGUGGCUUAUCGAAAGCCAAUGGUCCUUGUGCGAUCGCAACUGCUUGCGCACCGUUCCGACCCUGAUAAUGACGAGUCCGCAAUUGUCGGUUGGAGCUUAAAGAUGUGCUGCGGCAACUACAACCGAAGUCGUAGAGGCGUGACAGUCUUCUUUAACGGUUGGAGCGCUCUCUGGAGGGAGUUCCCGGUGGACCCAGCCCGGAUCCAUGACUUGCAACGUUGGCUUAUGGAUCCCAUUCAUCGAGAUCUCUUCCGAUAUGAGGGCGUGGCCCUGAGAGCCACAGAGAUCUUGCCAUGGGACAAUGACAGAUUGCACGACCCCCUUCGCCAACCGCAUGAGCUCGAGGUUCCCCAAUCUAUGCAGUUGACCAAAGUCUUCAGCCUGCGAUGUGUGGAUGGUAACCAUGGCCAGCUGACACUUUAUUUGACCACCAUGGCAGGAGAAGAGCUGGCGCCAAUGACAGCGUCCGGUGCAGAUUUGGUGGCAGACUUGUGUUACCGUGUCUCAGUGGAAGGGCACGAAGGUUUUCAAGUGAAAGUGGCCCUACCAAACGGGCAAACCUUGGAUUCGCUGGAUCCAAAGAAAUCUCUAUCAGACGCUUUUCGGGACUUCAUGGGGUGAGACCGUGCUGAAUGGCCUUGAAAAUCAAUGGCCUUGAGACCGUGUCUUGUGAUGUCGUGUGUCAGAACUUUGACGGAGAAACCAAC
This is a messenger RNA of Cladocopium goreaui, 1750 nucleotides long. NCBI's taxonomy places the organism in Eukaryota, Dinophyceae, Suessiales, Symbiodiniaceae. The record is from the annotation of a GenBank genome assembly.